Messenger RNA from Chlorocebus sabaeus (green monkey), 1237 nucleotides. The record is from RefSeq and is a predicted model, not a curated record. Lineage: Eukaryota; Metazoa; Chordata; Mammalia; Primates; Cercopithecidae.
AUGAGAGUGUCAGGUGUGCUUCGCCUCCUGGCCCUCAUCUUUGCCAUAAUCACGACAUGGAUCUUUGUUCGAAGUUACAUGAGCUUCAGCACGAAAACCAUCCGUCUGCCACGCUGGUGGGGUGAGUGGGGCUCAAUGCUGGGGGCAGGAACUGCAGACCAUGCCUGGAGGAUGAAGACAUAUUCUGUCUUCUCUCCAGAACCACCAUCCACCAAGGAGAACCAGGUUGUAAAGUACAAGUGUGGCCUCAUCAAGCCCUGCCCAGCCAACCACUUUGCAUUUAAAAUCUACAGCGGGGCAGCCAACGUCGUGGGCCCUUCUAUGUGCUUUGAAGGCCACAUGAUCAUGAGUCCUGUGAAAAACAACGUGGGCAGAGGCCUAAACAUCGCCCUGGUGAAUGGAACCACAGGAGCUGUGCUGGGACAGAGGGCAUUUGACAUGUACUCUGGAGAUGUUAAGCACCUAGUGAAAUUCCUUAAAGAAAUUCCAGGGGGUGCACUUGUGCUGGUGGCCUCCUACGACGACCCAGGGACCAAAAUGAAUGAUGAAAGCAGGAAACUCUUCUCUGACUUGGGGAGUUCCUACGCAAAACAACUGGGCUUCCGGGACAGCUGGGUCUUCAUAGGAACCAAAGGCCUCAGGGGUAAAAGCCCCUUUGAGCAGUUCUUAAAGAACAGCCCAGACACAAACAAAUAUGAGGGAUGGCCAGAGCUGCUGGAGAUGGAGGGCUGCUUGCCCCCGAAGCCAUUUUAGAGUGGCUGUGGCUCUUCCUGAGCCAGGGGCCUGAAGAAGCUCCUGCCUGACUUAGGAGUCGGAGCCCGGCAGGGACUGAGGAGGAGGAGCAGGGGGUGCCGCGUGGAAGUCACUGCCGGUCCUUGCAUGCUGUGUCGCACUUUCCCUCCUCGGAAACAGAACCCUCCCACAGGGCAUCCCACCCGGGAGACCAGCCACAGUGCAUCCCACCCGGGAGACCAGCCUCAGGGGAGACCUUCUGGAACCAGCUGUCUGUGGAGAGAACAGGGUGCUUUCAUCAGGGACUGCUGGCAGCCGGUCCUGAGGAAGGACCGACUGCUCUGACUUGAGCCCAAUUAAAUUUUAUUUUUGCUGGUUUUGAAUGAACUUUCUGACCACUCCAGUGGCCACGUUUCUCCCUGGGAUUGAACUGCUCCAGACUCAGCAUGGGCCACGGGUUCAGACAGGUCGGUGACAGCUUCAGGCUCCCCCUUAGGCAGCUGUG